Molecule: messenger RNA, 2586 nt
Organism: Penicillium verrucosum
Lineage: Eukaryota; Fungi; Ascomycota; Eurotiomycetes; Eurotiales; Aspergillaceae
Product: subtilisin-like protein
Exons: 3
Coding region: 1-2586 (861 amino acids)
Biological process (GO): proteolysis
Molecular function (GO): serine-type endopeptidase activity
Source: RefSeq, a predicted model, not a curated record
AUGUUAGCUAAAAUCUCCGAGGGUCCUUUAAGUUCGAGAAACGUUCUCGAGCGGAAUCUUUUGAAAAUUGACGAGUCAGUCGUGGAAACUCUAGCUGCCAACUUUUACGCCUUGGACCUUUUGCUAUCCUUAGAGCCAGAUUCGCCAAUCACUGAGAAAGCCCUCUCAGUAGGCACGAAUGACGUUCGCUCAAUGCGUGUGAUGCCGAAUGCUCGAGGAAAUGCUUUGUACGUCACAGAGAAUGUUUUGAAGGCUGCAGCACAAUCACAUUCUUGUCAGGAGCUUACAACACGCUCUCGCGAUGCCGAGGAGGUCAUUGCUCACAUCCAAAAAUUCACCAAGCGCGAUCGCAAGUCAUCUAAACGCAGUGGGAGCGAUGAUACAGCGUCUACAAAAAGAAUCACUCAACCAGAGCGCUCAAGGCAUGCCAACGAGCUGGUUCAUCGGGCUCUCCGCGAGCAGAUGUGCUGCACCUGCCAGAGUAAUAAAAUGACGAAACAGAUGCAGAGAGAACAUAUGGUGUGCCUCUUGCUACAACCACCCGCUCAACAAGCGACCAGCAACAGCUUGGUGCAAUUUGAUAUGCUUUUCUCGUCCACUCCAUUCUGGAACGAACCACAGCUGAGCCACUGGCAAGAUAUACAGCUGCUUGUGCCAAGCAGUAGUAAUACCAGCAACAAGAAACGCGCCCGAUUCGCCGAUGCAGACGGUUGUGAUAAAGAUGACCAUGCCAAUACCAUGCCUGCAAAACAACUGCUGCGAGUCGACCAAGGUCAAUUCUGUAGCCUGGUUGGUCUGGGGGCCGACUGGCGCCUUUGCCUCUCGAUUCAGGAGGGGGAACUUCUCCACUGCUUUGAGCCACUCAAGCAGAUAGUCGAGCAUACCCCUGGCAUAUCUUUGGCCAAGAUUCUCAGUAACUACUACCUGACGGCACGAAUGAAGCUUGUUUUAGCCUAUAUAAUAGCCUAUUCUGUCUGGCAGUACUACGAUUCAGACUGGAUGAAGACAAAAUGGACAAGCGAAACUAUUCAGUUUAUGAGGGAAAGCAAUACCUCUGGGGAGAAGGGCAAGCUCUUUACCUGGAAACCUUAUCUAUCAGUACAUUCCAACGACGAAGACCCCCAGUGCUAUGAAUACCAUAAGGCUGCUGGAAUAGUUCAUGCCUACCCAAGGAUUAGGGCGCUCGGUAUUAUGUUGGUUGAGAUAGGUAUCGGGUUUCCGCUUCACGAGGAUGAGAAACAGGCGCAGCCCUUGGCUGCCAGAGUGAAUAGCGAACUAUUCAAAGCCUUCAAUUACGCCAAGGAUGAGAAGCGCUGGAAGGAUUUUGACUACCCCGACUAUAUGAGUGCAGUUCGUCACUGUCUAGAGCCUGACACCUUCGACCAGGCACCUUACGUUGAAGAAUCAUCCACUCGUGAAUGGAAGGAGGCCCUCAAGCAACGCAGAAACAUUUUGUACGACAAAGUUGUGUUUCCACUUGAGGAUCUGCUACAGGGCACGAAGUGGAUGGAUGAUUUUACCAAAAUCGCGCCGCUGGAUAUGCCUUCCAAAGUCACGGCAAUUCAGGAACCUACUGUGGUACCGGAGAAUCCCAAGGAACGCAAAGUGCUAAAUCCCAAGCAAAAGCGCACUAAAAAUGAGAGAUGUGCUAGCGAAUGGCUCUUACGCCUGAAAGGUUUCAAUAGAGAGCUGGCUCAAGUUGCACCAGCAGUUGGACUAAAAGACCCAUCGCGACGAGUACGUAUCGCGGUUCUGGACACUGGAUACGAUGAUAAUGCUCCCUUUUUCUUUUUGCCCGAUGUCGAGGGGCGGUUAAAAGGCUGGAAAGACUGGGUUGAUGGGUCUGAUCAACCCAAAGAUCUUCAUGGUCAUGGCACUCAUUUGGUGUCUCUUGUGUUGAAGUGUGCUCCCGAAGCCGAUAUCUAUGUAUCACGCAUUGCCGAAAGUCCUAAUCAGCUCCUGGAUUCUAGCAAGAAUGUUGCAAAAGCGAUUUCUUGGGCAAGUCGAGACUGGGAGGCCGACAUUAUCUCCAUGUCGUUCGGCUUUGCGGACGAGCAGCCGUGCAUCAGUGACGCCAUCCGGGAAGCCGUAUACGAGCGAAAAGAUUCUAUUCUUUUCUUUGCAGCGGCGUCCAAUUACGGGGCCAACGACAGAGAGAUGUUCCCCGCCAGACACGACUCCGUCAUCUCGAUCCGCGGGACAAAUGCGAACGGAGACUUUGAAGAUUUCAACCCCCCUAAGAGCCAAGAUGAAGUAGCAGUUUUCGGCACUCUUGGCUUGGAUGUCCCCUCUGCGUGGGCCAACUCUGAUUAUGACGAGUACAAAUCUGGAACAUCCAUUGCUACUGCCAUAGCGGCCGGCAUAGCAGGGUCUCUCCUAGGAUACAUUAGUUCUCACCCUCCCGAGAAGCCAUUCUAUAAUGUCAAAUACCGAGCAUGGACACGUCGGGGAAUGCUUGCAAUCUUCAAGGUCUUAUCAUCCAACACGCUCAAGGCAGGGUAUUUAUACCUGACGACAUGGGACUUGAUAGGUACAUCGGAGGAUGUCCGGUGGGCGAAACUAGGAGGCGCAUUGUCCGAGCUUUGA